Messenger RNA from Lindgomyces ingoldianus, 2702 nucleotides. RefSeq lists its product as uncharacterized. The transcript is spliced from 3 exons. Lineage: Eukaryota; Fungi; Ascomycota; Dothideomycetes; Pleosporales; Lindgomycetaceae. The record is from RefSeq and is a predicted model, not a curated record. Gene Ontology annotation, molecular function: poly(A)-specific ribonuclease activity. Bases 214 to 2517 code for a protein of 767 amino acids. Gene Ontology annotation, biological process: nuclear-transcribed mRNA poly(A) tail shortening. Gene Ontology annotation, cellular component: CCR4-NOT complex; nucleus; cytoplasm.
AGCAGCGGCGCCCAGGUUCACGCCGUCUUGCGGCAGGCCAUAGCUACAGAUCGCACAUGACGGCCUGUUGUAUCCCUGCCCAUGUUAAAAAGAAGAAAGUCACGUCCCCGACAGCCACCGAUACAACGCCAUCCUUCGAAUCCCUUCGCGACCCCCCAUCCACACAACUCUUGCCCGGGGGAUCGCCUGAACCUCACCGCACGUCACCCUUAGAUGGCCGAUUUUUCGGCGUACCAACGGGGUGCCGGGCAAACCUUCUAUCCACAGCACGCGCAAAACACUCUCCAUCAGCGGAGUCUCCCCAACCGUGCGCGGUCGCCCACCAACAGCGGCCGGAUACCCUUCAAUAACCCGGAUACACCCUCUCCCUCGCGCUCCCCUGGCCCCCAGUCUCCGCAAUCGUACGCUAUGUUCAACCAGGGACAUGGGCACCAGGGGCACAACGUGAUGAUGAAUGGAGGGCAGAGCCAGCAUCAGCGAUAUGCGAUGCAGAUGAAUCUAGGAAAACCUUUUCAGCACAGCCAAAACCACCAGCACCACACACACAACACGCACCAUCAACAGCAAGAUCAUGGUGGAGCUAAUCAUGGGAACCAAUACAAUCAUCAACAUACAAUUUCGAGCGGUGGACUUUCUAAUGCUCAGCCUCACUUCGCGCCAGGUCACCUCCAGAACGGGACUCCAGGCAGCGUGCACAGCGGACUGAGCAAGCCUCCUAACGAGCAUUGGGCCGAGCAGCUGCAACUGGCACAACGCGCGCGAGAAAUGACACAGUCGCACUCACAUGCGCGUAACCAUCCGAGUGUCAACAAGAGCGUGGUAGCUGGUACAACCAAUGGGAUACAGAAGGAAGUGGAGAAAGAGGAACGUAAUCGACCAGCAGCACAACGGGCUGAAGACGUAAAGGAGAACCACAUCUGGACGGUGCUCGACUUCGGUGGUCAGAGUCUCAAGGUUGCCACUCCGGCAUUGUUCCAAUACACUUUUCUCACGAAACUGUAUCUGAAUACCAACAAGUUGACGUUCCUGCCCGCAACCAUUGGGAAGCUUCGGAACCUCACACACCUGGAUGUGUCCCUCAACGAGCUCCGAAUGCUCCCUCCAGAGAUCGGCAUGUUGGUGAACCUCAAGCAGCUCCUUCUCUUCGACAACAACCUAGAUACUCUCCCAUUCGAGCUAGGCUCACUGUAUCAGCUUGAGAUGCUUGGUAUUGAGGGCAAUCCGCUCCCGGAUGACUUCAAGUCAAUCAUUAUCGAACAUGGUACGGUCGAGCUAAUAAAGUAUUUCCGUGAAAACGCUCAAGGCCCUGAUCCACCACCUGAGCGGGACUGGGUUGUUCUCGAUGAUAUCACCGAUCCUUCGCAAGAGACAAUUACUGCGCUCAGCUACAACAUCCUGUGCGACAAGUACUGCACUCAAUCCCAGUAUGGGUACACGCCAAGCGCCGCACUAUCUUGGGAUCAUCGAAAAGAGACCAUCCUUGCCGAGCUUCGAGAGCGGAAUCCCGACAUCAUCUGCCUUCAAGAAAUUGAUCAAGAAAGCUUUAAUGAAUUCUUCCGGGGGGCUUUAGCUCACAAUGACUACAAGGGAGUAUUCUGGCCCAAAGGGCGAGCGAAAACCAUGGCAGAAAAGGAGGCCAAACUCGUCGAUGGCUGUGCUAUUUUCUACAACAACAGCAAAUACAUUCUACUGGAAAAGCAGCUCAUCGACUUCUCGAACAUCGCAAUCAAUCGGCCAGACAUGAAAGGUGAACAUGACAUAUUCAAUCGAGUCAUGCCCAGGGAUGACGUUGCUGUGGUCACAUUUUUGGAGAACCGUGCGACAGGGUCAAGAUUGAUUGUUGGGAACGUUCAUGUCUUCUGGAACCCUUCAUUCACCGACGUCAAGCUAGUCCAGGUCGCAAUCUUGAUGGAACAAAUAUCCAAACAUGCCGACAGAUGGGCCAAGUUUCCACCUUGUACCGAUAAAGUGGUGUACCGAUUCCAAAAUGGAGAUGGAGAAGAGGACCAGGAGUUACCCGACACGACACAGGAGCCAGGUCCCUCUAUGGAAUAUUCGAAAGGUUCCCAGAUUCCCCUAUUGCUAUGUGGCGACUUCAACUCGCUUCCAACGUCCGGCAUCUACGAGCUCAUCACUCAUGGCGCUCUCCCCAACUCACACAAAGACCUUGGCAGUCGAAGGUACGGCAACUUCACAAGGGACGGCAUCUCCCACCCCUUCAGCCUCAAGUCAAGUUACUCUGCGAUCAACGAGUUGGCUUUCACCAAUUACACCCCCAACUUCGUCGGUGUUCUCGACUAUAUCUGGUACUCUGCGAAUACGCUGCAAGUGGUCGGACUCCUUGGCGAUGUGGACAAGGAUUAUCUACAGCGUGUGCCUGGGUUCCCGAAUUGGCACUUCCCGAGCGACCAUUUGGCUUUGUACGCACAAUACCUUGUCAAGGGCCGGAAAGAGAAGAAACAGGUCAUCGAGCCCGACUUCGGACCCAGCAGCCGAGACCGCGAUCGCAGGACCUAAAAGUCGUCGCCCCGAGACCUUGAACAACUGCAAACAACCCCAGAUGACUUCUCAAACAUAGCUCUCUCUGAUGGCCUGGUAAUCUCUUUGGAAAUGUUCAUAAGGCGCGUGUAUUGUGGGAGUUCUCGUUGCUCGUUUCCGGCGUCAUGUUUUUGCUCCAGGUGUCAGGUUUUCCAAGUCUCCUG